AAAUUGUUUUUUCUUGAGAAAACAUUGAAAUAGUUCAAUCACCGUUCUUUAGUUCAUUGGUUCAAGUUCUCAGUCAAGCGAAUUCAGUGAAUUCAAAACUCAAAUCGAAUCAAAAUUUGGAAGUGAGAUUCGCGAUGGAGAGGCUUCAGCGAAUGUUCGCGGGUGCAGGUGGAGCGCUAGGUCACCCUCCCCCAGAUUCCCCAACUCUCGAUUCCUCCGAGCAGGUCUACAUCUCCUCUCUCGCGCUCCUCAAAAUGCUCAAGCACGGGAGGGCCGGGGUUCCCAUGGAGGUGAUGGGUUUGAUGCUGGGAGAGUUCGUGGACGAGUACACCGUUCGUGUCGUUGAUGUCUUCGCAAUGCCGCAGAGUGGCACUGGUGUUAGUGUUGAAGCCGUUGAUCAUGUUUUUCAGACUAAUAUGCUUGAUAUGCUCAAGCAAACUGGACGACCAGAGAUGGUUGUCGGCUGGUACCAUUCGCAUCCUGGUUUUGGCUGUUGGCUCUCUGGUGUUGACAUAAAUACGCAACAGAGUUUUGAGGCUUUGAAUCAGCGUGCAGUGGCUGUGGUUGUAGAUCCAAUACAAAGUGUUAAAGGCAAAGUGGUGAUUGAUGCUUUUCGAUUGAUCAAUCCACAGACUAUGAUGCUUGGUCAAGAACCAAGGCAGACAACAUCCAAUCUGGGACAUCUGAAUAAACCAUCCAUUCAAGCAUUGAUCCAUGGGUUGAACCGGCAUUACUACUCCAUAGCCAUUAACUACAGGAAAAAUGAACUUGAAGAGAAGAUGUUGCUUAAUCUCCAUAAGAAGAAAUGGACAGAUGGUUUGACACUUAGACAUUUUGAUACACAUUCCAAAACUAAUGAACAGACUGUACAGGAAAUGCUGAUCUUAGCUAUCAAAUAUAACAAGGCUGUUCAAGAGGAAGAUGAGCUGCCUCCAGAAAAGCUUGCAAUAGCUAAUGUGGGAAGACAGGAUGCAAAGAAGCACCUUGAAGAGCACGUCUCAAAUUUGAUGUCUUCCAACAUCGUUCAAACUCUCGGAAUGAUGCUUGAUACUGUUGUCUUCUAGAGUUGUUAUUUUGGACCUUCUGGUUUCUCUAGCAUGGUAAGGAUGCAAAUUGAGUUGUUAAAAUUCCUGUGUCCUAAUUCUUCUCAAACUAUAUUUGAAGACACUAGACAGAUAUAUUCUUUGGACGAGCUGAAAAGGUCAAGAAAGUAAAACUCAGCACGUAGUUUGUGUGGGUGUCUCCCUAAGUAUUACUUACUGGGUAUCCUUUAAUGUUUAUUGCCGGAUUUAUCUUCUAUAAAAUUGUGUGUCAAAACAAAAAUUUCAAUUAUGUUUUAAAAUACCAUAAGAAACAAUUAACAUUACGCAAACAUAUAUUGAAAUAUCAA
This is a messenger RNA of Vigna umbellata (rice bean), 1390 nucleotides long. Its product is annotated as 26S proteasome non-ATPase regulatory subunit 14 homolog. Gene Ontology annotation, molecular function: metallopeptidase activity; protein binding. The record is from RefSeq and is a predicted model, not a curated record. NCBI's taxonomy places the organism in Eukaryota, Viridiplantae, Streptophyta, Magnoliopsida, Fabales, Fabaceae.